Messenger RNA from Xenopus laevis (African clawed frog), 1492 nucleotides. It is a transcript of the gene lyar.S, whose product is annotated as Ly1 antibody reactive S homeolog. The record is from RefSeq and is a predicted model, not a curated record. Bases 200 to 1279 code for a protein of 359 amino acids. The transcript has 9 exons. Lineage: Eukaryota; Metazoa; Chordata; Amphibia; Anura; Pipidae.
UCCCAGGUCCCCGGUCGCUAGGAAGCCGAGCGGAAGUGACGUGUAGUAAAUAGUCGGCGCAGCGCAGGAGAUCCACGUGGGGGUGUGCAUGAGUGGUAUAAGCCGGUAGAGCGGCGCGGUGAGCUAUCGGGUGACUGGUGCUGCAAGUCUGAGACGUGUGAGGGUUACUAAACAAAGCCUUACUUUUGUGCAGUUCACCAUGGUGUUUUUUACUUGCAAUGCUUGUGGGGAAUCCCUAAAGAAAGGGCAAGUUGAAAAACACAGAGGAAUCUGCCGAAAUUGUGGAUGUCUCUCUUGUAUAGAUUGUGGAAAAGAUUUCAGGGGAGAUGACUACAAAAACCACCUAAAAUGCAUCAGUGAAGACCAGAAAUAUGGAGGCAAAGCUUUCGAAGCAAAAGCAAACAAAGGGGAUGUGAAACAGCAGCAGUGGCUACAGAGGAUACAAGAAAUUAUGAAGAAACCAAGUAUAAGUCCAAACAUUCGAAACAUUUUAAACCAAAUGAGCUCAUAUGAAAACAUUCCAAGGAAAAAAGCCAAAUUCCAGAACUGGAUGAAGAACAGCUUGAAAAUUCAUAACCAGUCAAUACACGACCAGGUGUGGGAGAUUUUUGCUGAGGCUACGAGUUCAGCACCGAGCAAUCAGGAGAAACAGAAGCAGCCUGAAAUUUCUGUUUCCGAAGACAAAUCUGAACAAGUAGUGGAGGAGAAUGGGAAAAAGAAAAGCAAAAGAGAACGCAAAGAAGAGAGACAAAAGAAGAACAAGAAAGAAAAGAAGGAUCUUGUAGAAGAGCAGAUGGAAACUGCAGAGAAGAAAAAAAACAAGAAGCGUAAAAUGGAGGAGGAUGAGGUGCCGUCUGAGACUGAAGUGUCUGUGGAAAAGAAGAAGAAAAAGAAGAAACAUCAUGAUGAGGAUGAGAUUGAUGGUGAAAGUCAGGAAGAAACCAGUAAAAUCACUGAGGAAGAAGAAGGUCAGUGUGGUUUAGAAGGUGAACAACAAGAAGAAAAUGGUGAAGAUGAAUCUGCAGAUGUGGAUGUUGAAAGCAAUGAAACUGCACGAGGUAAAUUUAACUGGAAAGGAACGAUCAAAGCUGUGCUUAGAAAAGCUCCUGACAAUGAACUGCCAAUUAAAAGCCUGAGAAAGAAGGUCCUUGCUCAGUACUAUGCCGUAUCUUCUGAACAACACAAAUCUGAAAAAGACCUCCUAAUAGCAUUCAACAAGAAGAUCCAGAAUAAUCCUAAAUUUAGAGUUUUAAAAGAGAGAGUUAAACUCCUAAAAUAGGCUAAACAUGAAUGUUUUAAGAUUGGAAUUUCCACAUAUGUUUUAGAGCUGUGAUGCCUGCAAGUUUUAGCUCUAUGUAUUCCCUGGGAAGUUAAAUGUGUCAGGACUGAAUAUUCCUCACUUUUUUAUUAUUUGUAAUAACACUUUUUGCUAUGCCUUUUACAUCCAUGACAUAAUGUCUUACAAGCUCAUAAACCCUAAAAUUUAAUUUUA